Sardina pilchardus (European sardine) is the source of this 3375-nucleotide messenger RNA. RefSeq names its product ADAM metallopeptidase domain 19a (gene adam19a). Gene Ontology annotation, biological process: proteolysis. Lineage: Eukaryota; Metazoa; Chordata; Actinopteri; Clupeiformes; Clupeidae. Gene Ontology annotation, molecular function: metalloendopeptidase activity. The record is from RefSeq and is a predicted model, not a curated record.
UGCAAUCAGAUCCAUUUCUUGUUUUCACACGCUCCGCUCCCAUAUCCAAAGAAGACGAGGCGGGAGGGGGGAUCCGCGCGAGUGAGCCAUCGAGAGCCUUGGAGAACGGACCACGGUUCCGACCGCGACAGGGAUGUAUAGCAAACACCGACAGAAAGAUGGCCAAUUUUCAUCGCUACAAUGCAGACAUUCGCUAAUAAUGUUGUCGCUGUUACUUCUGAACGCCGUCCUGCAGAGCGCGAGUGGAGACAUUCGGGAACAAGAAUCCUCUGGCGGACGGACGGUGACGGCUCAGUGGCUCUCGCGAGGACGCAGCCGACGGGAUGCCGGGCCACACACACAGGACCUGUUUCCAGACAGGGGAGAGAUCGUGGUGUCGGCGCAGGACCUAGAACUGGUGCUACAGGUGGAGCGAAAUCAGGAGCUCCUCGGUGAAGACUUCACAGAGACCCAUUAUCAAGAGGAUGGAACUCCAGUGACCCUCACAUCCAAUCAAACAGAUCACUGCUUCUAUCAUGGGCGAGUGCAAGGUCACAUGGACUCCUGGGUAGCUCUCAGCACGUGUUCAGGAGUAAGGGGCCUGAUUGUCUUGAAUGAAAACGACACAUACUACCUGGAGCCCAAGGGAGGACAGGAGGUCAUCCAUCACUCCUUCUACCGCACCGAGGAGCUGCCCAUCCAGGGCGGCACCUGUGGGCACGGGCAUCAGACUGGACACCCCGGACUCAUCUCCAGUCUCAUUCAACCUUUGCAUCAAAGGGUGAGACGCAACGCCUGGGGCACGACCAAGUACAUGGAGCUGUACAUCGUGGCCGACAGCACCCUGGGGCGUGAUCUUCAAGGGUACCACCAUUGGCAUGGCACCACUGGAGGGCAUGUGCAGCCAUGAGAACUCCGGGGGCAUCAACGUGGACCACUCCGAGUUCCCCAUCGGCGCCGCCGCCACCAUGGCCCACGAGAUCGGCCACAACUUCGGCAUGAGCCACGACCACGAGGGCUGCUGCGUGGAGGCCUCGGCCGAGCAGGGAGGCUGUGUCAUGGCCGCCGCCACGGGGCACCCGUUUCCCAAGGUGUUCAGCCGCUGCAGCCAGAGGGAUUUGGACAGCUACUUCCAGAAGGGAGGGGGCAUGUGCCUGUUCAACAUGCCCAACAUGAAGGACCUGGUCGGGGGGAAGCGCUGCGGGAAUGGCUUUGUGGAGGACGGGGAGGAGUGCGACUGCGGGGAGGCAGAGGAGUGCACCAAUGACUGCUGCAAUGCCAACAACUGCACACUGAAGGCAGAGGCGGAAUGUGCUCACGGGGUCUGCUGCGAGGGAUGCAAGCUGAAGCAGCCGGGCACCAUGUGCCGCGGGCCAGCGGGGUCAUGUGACCUGCCCGAGUACUGCACGGGCGGCUCGCCGUACUGCCCGGCCAACGUCUACCUGCUGGACGGCUCCACGUGCCAGAGCGGCCACGCCUACUGCUACAACGGCAUGUGCCUGACCCACGAGGCCCAGUGCCUGCAGCUGUGGGGCUCCGGUGCCCGUCCUGCGCACGAUGCCUGCUUUCAGGACGUGAACGUGGCUGGCAACCCUUUUGGCAACUGCGGAAAGGACGCUCAGGGUAACUACGUGAAAUGUGACAAAAGUGAUGCCAAGUGUGGUAAGAUUCAGUGCCACAGCGCUGCCAAGAAGCCCAAGGGCACCAACGCCGUGUCCAUCGACACCACCAUCCGCAGGAAUGGCAUGGACGUCAAGUGCAGGGGCACCUACGUCUACACCACCCAGGAGGGGCAGGGCGACCUGCCAGACCCGGGCCUCGUCAUCACGGGCACCAAGUGUGGAGAGGGGAAGGUGUGCAAAGACCGCCGCUGUCAGAACGCCUCCUUCACCGAUCUGGAGAACUGCUUAGGCCGUUGCCAUGGACACGGGGUCUGCAACAGUAACGGAAACUGCCACUGCAACCGUGGUUGGGCACCCCCUUUCUGCGAGAAGCCAGGCCUGGGCGGCAGUUUGGACAGCGGGCCUGUCCAGUAUGACAGUCAGUUGGGCUUGGUCAUUGGGCUGGUCUUUGCCUUCCUGGUGCUACUCCCGGCCAUCCUGCUCUCCUUCUACUGCUUCGUGAUCAAGAACUCCUUCUACCACAAGUGGCUUUCACAAAGAGAGAAGACCAAGGCCAGCAGACAUGAGGCUUCCAUAGAGAAGGGGAAGAAUGGACACUUGAAUCCCGCCUUUCAUCUGAAGGUCGUCGCACCUUCAAACAAGGGCACCAACCUUAAGGGGAUUCCUCACACCAGCAAAGAAGUCCUUCCUCUCAGGCCAGGCCCCAUGCCCAACGGCUCGCAGCCGGUCAACGUGGUGCGUCCACUGCGGCCGGCUCCGUCUCCGCGCCCCUCUCCCCGGGACAUCAAGGGCCCGCGGCCGCUCCUCCCCGCCAGCAAGCCGCCCGCCGCACCCCCCAAGUCCCCCGCGCAUGCCCACACACACACCCACAAGCUCAGCCCGCCCAAGAAACCGCUGCCGCUCAACCCCACGCGCUCACCGCUGCUGGCGUCUGAGCUGCAGUCGCGCCACUCCCCGUCUCCUCCCCAGAGGCCCCUGCCAGUCAGCCCUGCCCGGGCCACCGUGCCCAAGCCCUCCUCAGGCAGCCUGCUGGUCAUGAUGCCCCCCGCCGUGGGGCCCAAGCCCGUGGGCAUGGUGACAGCCACGCCCCCUCUCAAAGCAUUCAGACCCGUACCUGGAGCGAAACCAAACACAGCCUCAUCGCCUUUCAGAAAAUGACCCCGGUAGGAACUCUGAGCUCUGGAGCAGAGACUGCAGUCAGCCUUAUUUGCACUAAAAUAAAAAAAAAACAUAAAGACCUUGUUUGGAGGCUGUUAGAAAAGAAAAACCCGGGACAGGCUCACUGUCCAACAGGCAUCCCUCCAGGAGAGGCCGAGUGGUACUGGGGUCGAGUCGAAGGCUCUGCAACCCCCCCCCCCUCCUCCCCCCACCACACGCUCCCAACGCUGACGACCCCACCGCGCUUGGCGAACGCGCCCGGCACGAGAGAAGACGCGGUUUUUGCACUCGGAAGACGCAGAGAUGCAGAACUGAGACAACGAAAUCAAAAUGUUUUUAGUUUGGAGGGUGGGGUAGGGGGUGGGGGGUGGAGUGGUCAUUUUACCAAAAUCUUGAUUCAAUCGUCAUUACGUUUACGUGUUUCGUGUAUCAGUUUCUUUGUAUUUGUCGUGUUUUUUUUGUUUGUUUUUUUUAAAUAACUGUCUUGUUUACAUUUGCUUUUUAAUGUUUAUGUAUGAUGUGCCAAAGACAGUUUUUGUUCAACUGUUCACUCAUUUUUUUUCCCAUGUGAAUUUUCUCAAGUGUAUGUUUGUUUUAAUUUGCAUCCUUACAUAAA